This is a messenger RNA of Penicillium robsamsonii, 1296 nucleotides long. RefSeq lists its product as uncharacterized. The transcript has 2 exons. NCBI's taxonomy places the organism in Eukaryota, Fungi, Ascomycota, Eurotiomycetes, Eurotiales, Aspergillaceae. Bases 1 to 1296 code for a protein of 431 amino acids. The record is from RefSeq and is a predicted model, not a curated record.
AUGGCUCGAAUUCCAUUGGAGUUUCUGUCUAUCACUCUACCCGUGCUACUCCUCGCGUACUUCCUUGCGAUUGAGUACGAAGUCAUUCUCCCAGCCAUCGCGCACACCAGCCUCGCUGGUAACCCCAAAGAAUAUCUCCAAUCGAUCUAUGAGCAAUUGAACCUCGACCUCCCCUCCACCUGCACCGUGAACCACCUGUCCGCCUUCGACAGCACACCCACUUCCCUCCUCAACUUCUCCACUUCCCCCUUGGAACAACUCGACGCCCCCAAGCUCCCUUCGGGUCUUAACGCCACCGCAGGGGAACAAUGGGCAUUUGAUGGAACGUCUUCGUCCGGCCACAGCGGCCUCCUGCUGGGCAUCUACCGCGACGCCUCGUACGCCUUCCUCGGACCGGGCAACUUCCGACUCUCUCUGGAUCUGGUCUGGGAUAACGGCACCACCUGGUCCACCGUCGACUACCUCUCCGCGUCGACCGUGCACACCUGCUCUGAUAAAGUGGUCGGCAUCUGGUCCCACUCUGCAGACCACUAUUACGUCUUCACCGUGACCGCCGACGCCAAGCACGCCCGCAUCCACUUCCACACUCCGGAUGUUGUCGGCGUCAUUGCCUUGCACAGCACUACCCCCGCGCGCUACCCGGACGGCCGGCUCUUCCCGUCUGAGAUAUCGUCGACGCAGAACGUGCCCAUGCUGCACUGGGUCGAGCCCAUCCCCGGUGGAUUAAUCGACGUCGACCUCAAAGUGAAAGACAUCCCUUUCCGCUGGACUGGACUCGGCGGCCACGAGCGCUGGUGGUCGGCGAAGGGGUGGUUAGAUAUCAUGACGCAUUGGGAGGCUGUACGGCUGAUGGCAGGGCCAUACGUGCUGAGCUUCUGGCAGCCCACCUCCCGCGUAAAUGAGGUGGCGUAUCCAUCCGCGUUCUUGACCAAGUACGGCGAGAAGGUGUUUUCAGCUGUAAGCGGCGAGGUGUCGGAGGUGGAGGAUUAUAUUCUGUAUCGUCCGGUAAGGGCGGAGAGACAGGAGAGGGAGACGGGGUAUGAAGUCGAGUUGGUCUCUCCGGUACAAGGGAGGAAAUGGGUGUUUGGGUUGGACUAUCGCAAUCAGGAGUUUGAGGCGAAGGGUGGGGAGAUUCAUGCAGAUGAGAAGCUGGAGGAGCCGUCCGAGGGCGUGUUCUUCAUUGAACAUGUGAAUGUCGAGGCGUUAACUGUCCCCAGGGCUUAUGUGGUUGUUUCUGAGUGGUUCUAUCGGGUGCGGGCGCAGGUGCUCAACUCGUGGGGGAAUGGGGGGCAGUAG